Messenger RNA from Leptidea sinapis, 2644 nucleotides. RefSeq lists its product as uncharacterized. The transcript has 7 exons. Gene Ontology annotation, molecular function: oxidoreductase activity, acting on the aldehyde or oxo group of donors, NAD or NADP as acceptor; NAD binding. The record is from RefSeq and is a predicted model, not a curated record. Bases 66 to 2621 code for a protein of 851 amino acids. NCBI's taxonomy places the organism in Eukaryota, Metazoa, Arthropoda, Insecta, Lepidoptera, Pieridae.
UUGACGGGAAAUUUACGUUGAUUUAAUAAUAAAUGCAUUUACCUACAUAAAUAUAAAAUUGUGUAAUGGUCAGUAGGAUAGGAAUAAAUGGUUUCGGCCGUAUUGGCAGGGUAAUAUUUCGUACUUGCUUUCAGAAACCAGAUAUACAAGUAGUUGCAAUAAAUGAUCCGGCUAUUGAUAUUGAAUACAUUUGCUAUCUAAUUAAAUUUGAUUCGACACAUGGCAAGUUCAAAGGAAAUGUUUCAUUUAACGACAAUGAAAUACACAUCGAUGAUAAAGUGAUAAAGGUUUUCCGAGAAAAACUGCCUGCAAAUAUUCCCUGGAACACUGUAGGGGUGCGUUAUGUCGUGGAAGCCUCUGGAAUGUUCACGUGUCUCGAAAAAGCUUCGGGACAUUUAUCGAGCGGUGGCGUAUACAGGGUGUUCGUAACGGCACCUAGUGUGGAUAUACCUAUGUUUAUAGUUGGAGUAAACGAUCACAUGAUUGGGGAAGAUAUAAAAGUGAUUUCUUGCGCUUCAAGCACUCUGUACUGCUUGGCACCCAUAAUGAAGAUACUGGAAGAAAACUAUGGAAUAUCUGAAGGCUUCAUAACGAGCAUUCAUUCUAUGACUCCAUCCUUGAAACCUCUCGACGGACUCUGUUUAAAAGGGAAGCACUGGCGCGAUCACAGAAGCAUUCACCAGAACAUAAUACCAGCAGUAACGGGAGCUUGUAAAGCUCUCGGAAGAAUAGUACCCAGCGUUAAAGACAAGCUGUCUGGUGUUGCAUUCCGAGUGCCCAUCGUUAACGUCUCCGUCCUUGAUAUAUCAAUCAGAUUAAUGCAGAACACAACAUUGAAGGAAAUUGUAAAUACUAUUGAAAAUCACAGCGUUCUGAGAAAGUUGAUAAAAACUUGUGAUGAAGAGGCUGUCUCUUCGGACUUUCUCGGCGAGGAACAUUCCUGCAUUAUUGACAUAAACUCAAGUAUACAGCUAAAGCCCAACUUCUAUAAACUUAUUUGUUGGUAUGAAAAUGAAUUCUCUUAUGCGUGUCGUGUUAUUGAUGCCAUAAUGUUUUCUGAUAAACAGUUAAGGUACAAUCUCAAGUCGCUAAUUGCAAGAUUUCAGCCAAUUAAUGCUCCGUCAGAAGCUUUUCCAACAGGAAAAUGUAGUUGUGGUUUAAACCCUAAAAUGUUCUCUAACACCGUUCAAAAUAUUGGGUUAAAAAACAUAUACCAGACGCAGAAGGCUGAUAAAAAAUGUACUACUUUGUCAACGGAACAAUUGCCCCUAAGGAAUUUAAAAAAAACUAAUGAAGUUCUUAAAAAAUGGAACGAGAAUAACAAAAAUGGAACAUGUCACAACGAAAAUCCACUGCUUCACAAUUUAAUUUCUUGUGAACUUAACCAUUUGCAAAGUACACACUAUAUGAAAAGUCAAGAACGUCUGCAAAAGGUAAAAGAAAAAUUUAAUAGAAUGUUGAAUAUGACUGAGGAUCUACUGAAGCAAUCAACGUCUAGGAAAAGUGUAAAUGUGGGCGAAACUACCACGCAUAAAAAGGCAAUAAUUGACAAUGAUUGCAAUAGCAUCAAUUUAAAAAAUGAAGGAAUACAGAAAACUAAUCCUAUGAGUGGUGAUUGCAAUACUGAUGAUAUGCACGAAUUAAAUAUUUCUAAUAGUAUAAAAGAUAAAAAUGACAUAGAAAGCGAUAUUUUUGGAGCUGCAACUGGAGAUUCCAUAGUAAUUGAAAAGGACAAUGAUGCAGAUAUACGGAGUCAAUCAAUGCAUGAAUCAUUGGUCAUUAAAUCAAGUGAAUGCAAAAAUUCAACUAACCAAUUUGAUAAAUUGGCCAUUAGUGGUGAAAUUCUUGGCGACUUAUCAAUAUCUAACGUAGCACAAGAUAUUUCAGUAACCGAUACCAUACGGUACGGGUUAGAUGAAAGCAAUACAACAUCUAAAUGCACAGAGAGUCCUAGUAGCGCUGGCAAUAAAGAAUCACUAUUAAAAAUAGAUAUGGUCAAUGUAUUAACACAAUCUGAACCAAAUGUCAAUUCGAUUGCGCGAUAUCAAUACAGUGUAACAGAAUGCAGUUUGAAUAAUGAAAAUCUUCCGAGUUCGUAUUCAUCCAAAUAUUAUUUAGAAAAUACUGAAUCAACUAACAAUGACAUUGGUUUAAUUACCAAUACUAGCUAUGACUUGAAAGCAUUUACACAAGCAAGAAAUUCUGGUGUUGAAAAAAGACUUGACAAGGCAGUAGUUGAAAGUACAACUUCCGUAGAAAGCUCUACUUUUAAGAGUCUAGAGAAAGAAAUGAAGAACAGCAUUACAUCAAAGAGGCAUUCACAAGAUAUUUACGAUAAACUGGACAGUGCAAGUGUAAGCGGUUCCGAGACAUCAUUUGAUAUGAAUGGGAGAAAGUCGCAAGUUAUAAACAUUAACGAUUUAACGAAUUCAUUAGAAGAUUUGUCGCGUCUAGAUAAAAUUUGCAAGAUCAUGGAGAUUUCCGAUGAAUUGUCCGAUAAACUAUUUUCGGCUUUGAAAAAUUCUACAUCAACCGAUGGUGGUAAGAAAAAGUGGUCUUUUAAAGAUUUGUGUGAACGAAUUAAUUUGGAUGAGUUUUGUAACAAUGUGUUUGGUAAAUAACAAAUAAAUUCCUUGUCAAUGUA